CAAUUCCUUUCCCAGCCAUCUUGUGGCAUCAACUAGCGAAGUGUUCGCACCAAGCCUCGUAGAAUCGGAGGAGAAUCCUGCUGAAGGGGCGCCAUCAUGCCCGGACAUCUGCAAGAAGGUUUUGGCUGUGUUGUAACCAAUCGGUUCGACCAGCUAUUAGACGACGAAGAUGACCCAUUCGAGGUUUUAAAGGAGGCAGAAAAGAAGAAGGACGCGGUUCCUGGUGGUGCCGCCAAGACUGCUGCCCAAGCUGCAAAGGUGGCCAAAAAAGAGUCUCAGAAAGACAGGAAGAACCCUGUUCCCGAGAAGAAAGAAGAAACACAGGCACCCGUAGCCCUUAAGAAGGAUGGGAUGAGGAGAAUGGGCAGAAGACCUGACCAGCCAGGCCAGACAGGGUCCCAGCAGCAGGGGGGUCAAGGGGAGGGGCGUCCUCCCACGGAGAGGCGGACAGACCGGAGGCCACCACGUGAACGCCGGUUCGACAAGCCUGCUGAUGAGAAGCCUGCUGAGGGAGGAGAGUUCUCCGUUGAAAAGCCUGCUGGUGACCGGCCGUUCAGGGGCCGUGGUGGCGGCAGAGGCGGGCGUGGAGGACGCGGCAGGGGCAUUGGCAGAAGCGACGGCUUUGAUGCUCGUGGAAAACGUGAAUUCGACAGACACAGCGGCAGUGACCGAUCCAGCCUGAAAGCUGAGGAAAAGCGUGGGGGAAGUGGAUCUCACAACUGGGGGACUGUCAAGGAUGAAUUGAGUGAGCUUGACCAGUCAAACGUUACUGAGGAGACCCCGGAGGGUGAGGAGCACCCCCCUGCUGACUCUGAGAACAAGGAAAACGAGGCCGGAGAGGUGAAAGAGGAAGGGGCCAAAGAGAUGACCCUGGAUGAAUGGAAGGCCAUGCAGGAUAAGGAGAGAGCCAAGGUGGAGUUCAACAUCCGCAAGGCCAAUGAGGGAGCCGACAGCCAGUGGAAGAAAGGAUAUGUGCUGCACAAGUCUAAAACUGAGCCUGGCAUGAUUGAUACUGAAGGGGAUAUUGAGACAAAGACCGACGAUGAUCACGCCUCAAGGAAGCCAGCCCAUGACAUCACAUCUCAGCUGGAGAUCAACUUUGGAGAUUUGGGACGCCCAAGCCGCGGACGCGGAGGUCCAAGGGGGGGCAGGGGAGGUCGAGGAGGUCGUGGAGGCCAUGGACCAGAAACCGCCAGGCCGCCACGCGGUGGUCGCACUGAUAAGCCAAGUGGAUUGUCUGUCCCGAACGUGGACGACCCUGAGGCCUUCCCGGCCCUUGCCUGAGUCCAGUCCCAGUGAGCUGGACCUGGAGCGCCCCCGCUGGGCCCCUCCUCUACGAGGCUUGCAUGCUUAAGGAUCCUUCAGCAGAUGAAAUGAUGGAAGACUGUCAUCCAUGCCAUUCACCCCUGAGGACUGAAAUUUUACCUGUUUUAAAAAAAGGAAAAAAAUUAAGAAAAAAAAGGAAAGGACUUCUUGCUACUCUGAAGCAAAUUAUUGGUAGAGGUUUUGUAUUUUAGAAAACAAGGUAGCAGGGAUGUUUUCAUACAGUAUUUUUUUCAGAGGUUAUGCAUUCUUCAUGGAUACUUUUUGUAUUGCUGCUUGAAAAUGCGCAUUUUCAAACAGAUGUGAAAAGUGCAGCAGUAAGCGUGUGGUAUCCUAUGGGUUGCGUUUUGUUAUUGUAAACAGUUGCCUCCAGUCAAGCACCUUGGGGAUCAGACAAGCUCUUACUAUGUUGAGUAUUUCUGAAAAGGUUACUGCCUUUAGUAAAUUGUCAUUUGAAAUAGGCAGAACUUAUCAGUUCUGUUUAACUCAAGGGGGCCAGCUACCAGGGACAUGGUAAUAUGGUCCCUGUGAGUUUCUUGGGGGAAUCUUCAUGGAAGAUUCAAGUGUUAAAUGUUAAAGAUGUAUGCCAAGUUCAUCCAUCUAUAUGCCACUGGUGAUUAUGAAACUUAAUGUAAGAUGAGUUCAAACAACCUGAUGACAUGAAUGUGACUUAAAAAAAAAAAAUUGAAUCUGGGGAAAAACAAAAAUCCAUUUGCUAUGUGUACUCUACACCACUUAAGUUCUUUAAAAGCCCAUCAAUUUGAUAAAUGUUUACAUGAUGCACUCCUGUUUACUGAAACUGAUGUAAACUCACCUGGUAAGCCUGUUCAUGAAAAAAAUAUCUGUACAAGUGAUCAUUCUUUCGUAUCCCUUAUGCUUUACCAACAGCACUACUGCGCAAUUGCUCUGAAAGAAAUACGGUUGUUCAGUGUGGGACAACUGAGAGCUUAUAAAAUGUGUGAAUUCCAGCCCUGCUAUUAUAUAGACCUCUGUCCAUAAUUAAAAAGAUGGUCGAUUCA
Molecule: messenger RNA, 2342 nt
Organism: Alosa sapidissima (American shad)
Lineage: Eukaryota; Metazoa; Chordata; Actinopteri; Clupeiformes; Clupeidae
Gene: serbp1a
Product: SERPINE1 mRNA binding protein 1a
Exons: 9
Coding region: 97-1284 (395 amino acids)
Cellular component (GO): nucleus; cytoplasm
Molecular function (GO): mRNA 3'-UTR binding
Source: RefSeq, a predicted model, not a curated record